This is a messenger RNA of Epinephelus lanceolatus (giant grouper), 2705 nucleotides long. RefSeq names its product ecto-NOX disulfide-thiol exchanger 2-like. Gene Ontology annotation, cellular component: plasma membrane; external side of plasma membrane. Lineage: Eukaryota; Metazoa; Chordata; Actinopteri; Perciformes; Serranidae. The record is from RefSeq and is a predicted model, not a curated record. Gene Ontology annotation, molecular function: oxidoreductase activity; RNA binding. Gene Ontology annotation, biological process: ultradian rhythm.
GUAAUCGUUCACCGUUGGCUGGCAGACAAACGGUACCGACUAGGAGCACCGUCUUUUCUCUUCUACCGCAGCGUAACGGCCGAGAAACUCCACGACUUCACGGAUUAAUACCGGACUGAGAGACUUUUUCCUCGGUGGGACUGUUACAUCUCCCUAUCUGCGACAGAGGACAAUGUUUCUCCUGCAGUACACCGGGCUCAACGCUCUGCCCUUUGACCCAACAUCCAACAACGACCCUCUCCACUUCAACAGCUCCAAUGGGCCGCUCAUGUCAGAGUGUCCUUCUCUGGAAAACACUGCUGAAAACAGCAAGAAAAGGAAAAGGACCAGCCUGCCUCCAGAUGCAAACCAUAACCUCACCAUGGCUUCUAACUCCAUGACGAUGCCCAUGUCAGACCCCAGCGCCUGGGCAACAGCCAUGAGCAACCUGGGGAUGCCUCCGAUAAGCAUGACUGGACAACAGCUCUUGCCAGAUUUUGACCCCGGUCUCGGGCUGAUGACUGGCAUUACCCCCAUAAAUCCCAUGAUGCCCUGCCUGGGCCUGGCACCCCCGCCCCUCUCCCAGGAUGCACCAGUUGUCAAGGAGAUCAUCCACUGCAAGAGCUGCACACUGUUUCCUCCCAACCCCAACCUUCCGCCUCCGGCCACAAGGGAACGCCCUCCAGGGUGUAAGACGGUAUUUGUCGGGGGUCUGCCUGAGAAUGCCACUGAGCAGCUCAUCGUGGAGGUCUUUGGACAGUGUGGGGAUAUUGCCGCCAUCAGAAAGAGCAAGAAAAACUUCUGCCACAUCCGAUUUGCAGAGGAGUUCACUGUGGACAAGGCUCUCCUUCUCUCUGGUUACCGUAUUCGUUUGGGCUCCAGCACAGACAAAAAAGACUCUGGUCGGCUCCACGUGGACUUCGCUCAGGCCAGAGACGACCUCUAUGAGUGGGAGUGUCGGCAGCGCAUGUUGGCCAGAGAGGAGAGGCACCGGCGCAAGAUGGAGGCGGAUCGCCUCCGGCCGCCCUCCCCUCCUCCCAUCGUCCACUACUCAGAGCACGAGUGCAGUGAGCUUGGAGAUAAGAUCAAAGAUGACAACAGGUUUCCCGAGGCGGUGCAUGUGCUGUUGACCUGGCUGGAAAGAGGUGAAGUCAACCGCAGGAACGCCAACAACUUCUACUCCAUGAUCCAGUCGUCCAACAGCCACAUCCGCCGGCUGCUGAGCGAGAAGAGUCAGCACGAGAAGGAGGUGGAAGAGGCCAAAGACAAGUUCAAGACGGCGAUGGUUACCAUACUCGCUCAGUUUGAACAGAUUGUGUCUGUAUUCCACGCUGCUUCCAAACAAAAGGCAUGGGACCAUUUCUCCAAAGCUCAGCGGAAGAACCUGGAUGUAUGGCGCACGCAGGCUGAGAACAUUAGAAGUAUGCACAAUGAGCAGCUGAUGGGCAUCAGAGGAGAAGAGGAGAUGGAGAUGUCUGACGAAGACAUAGAGGACUCCUCCGCUACCAACAGCAAAGACUCUGAGGACUCAGGUGUUUCCCAAGCAGAAGCCUUAAAGGAGGAGAACGACUCCCUGCGCUGUCAGCUGGACGCCUAUAGGAACGAGGUGGAGCUCCUCAAACAAGAACAGGGCAAGAACCAACCAAUCAGCAGUGAGGAGGACAGCACACACUCUCAGCAGCUCAGCUUCCUGCAGCAGGCUCUGCAAGGCAUGCAGAAGCAACUGCUGAGAAUGAGGGACGAGUUGAAAGAGCGAGAAGCAGAGCUCGAGAAGAGUAUAGAAGACAAACAGCAGCUGAAGAACCAAAUCCAUGACCUCAAGUCGGGGCUGCACAACCUGCAGAUAUCAAACACGUCACAGGAUGUAACAGCAUCAUCAGUGGUGUCCUGCAGCCAGGACAAGGAAGGUCUCCCAGAGAAGAAUCGUGCCAGUCCUGUUCAAUCUGAGAGGGAUGCACUGCUAGUCGGGAUCAUUUCAACCUUCCUGCAUGUCCACCCGUUUGGAGCCAGCAUUGAGUACAUCUGUUCCUACCUGCAGCGUUUGGACACCAAGAUCAACACCAGUGAGGUGGAAGCUCUUCUCUCUCGGCUGCCCUGCACCUUCAGACAGGAGCUGACCGGCGUCGGAGCCAGUCUGGAGAAACGCUGGAACUUCUGCGGCUUCCAGGGCAUCAAGAGCACUUAGACUCUGCUGGUGACGCUUCUGAGACGCACAAGAGACGACAGGUAGCCAAGGCAACACAGGUACACGGAGGACGCGCACAGCUGACGGAGGCACUGGACUCCAUUUGCGAAGACAAGAGUGCAAAUUCACCACAAAUCUCAGAUCAGGAAGGGGAGUUCUGUGUAGGCAGCAGAGAGAUAAAUAUACAGGUUUUUUUUGUGAUGGCAAAUUAAUUGGCAGCAUCUCUAUGGUGACCAAGAGGUGGAUGUAUUUCUAUGGUGACAGUCUCAUCAUCUCUCACUCUCUCUGGGUUUUUUUGGGAUUCAACUAAACGUCCAAAUCUCAGCAGAGUCAUGGCAUUAGUUGUAUUUUUAUACUCGAGCCCACAUUUGGCUUAGCGUACUGUCAGACCUGGACUAAAAGGGCUACACAGGAAGGUCAUCAGGGUCGACUUUCAACCUCAGAAACCCUCUGGCUUCCUUUUUUUGCCUCUUCUCAAUUUUGUACAAUGAUGUGAAAUAAAUUCUUAUAGUUCCUUCUUCUAUUAAAGGUGCACAGAGGA